Molecule: messenger RNA, 549 nt
Organism: Fraxinus pennsylvanica
Lineage: Eukaryota; Viridiplantae; Streptophyta; Magnoliopsida; Lamiales; Oleaceae
Source: the annotation of a GenBank genome assembly
AUGUUGAGGAAGAAAUUUUUCAAGGGAUGUAGAUUAUGUAUUGCAGAUGUGACUGUUGAUGCAUGUGUCGCCCAGAACAGUAGUAACCAUCCGUCCCUUGCAGCCUACAUGCAAAGCUUAUGUGAACUAAGUGCUUCAAUUGGGUCACUUGUGGGAUUCUCUUUUGGUAUCUUUGUUGACUUAAUUGGUCCACAGAUCAACCAGAACUUUCUUGAUGCUGGCAAAGCUAUGUGGAAGAUCUUGAUAUACCAUGAUGUGUGGAGACCAUGUUUAUACAUGUACUUGUCCUUCUCAAUGUGUUUAAGCAUCUCCGAAGGGACGUUCUACUGGGUAACAAAUUCAAAGGCAGGUCCAUCAUUUUCUCAGGCUGUUCUUCCCGGAGAAGUAUUGGAUUCAAAAGAGGUUACUGAAACUGUGGCACCUGAGAAUAUUGAGUUGUUUCCUUCGUUAACAACGGGGAUAGUAGAUAGCAUUACUCUACAUCAUCAAAAUGAUGAAAGCAAAAACGAAAAGGAUUCAGCACUGCAGGUUGUUAGAGGUGAAUGGUGA